Aethina tumida (small hive beetle) is the source of this 1620-nucleotide messenger RNA. RefSeq names its product serine-arginine protein 55-like. Gene Ontology annotation, molecular function: mRNA binding. Bases 636 to 1493 code for a protein of 285 amino acids. The transcript is spliced from 4 exons. The record is from RefSeq and is a predicted model, not a curated record. Gene Ontology annotation, biological process: mRNA splice site recognition; alternative mRNA splicing, via spliceosome. Gene Ontology annotation, cellular component: cytoplasm; ribonucleoprotein complex; nucleus. NCBI's taxonomy places the organism in Eukaryota, Metazoa, Arthropoda, Insecta, Coleoptera, Nitidulidae.
UUUGAGGUUAUGUCCGUGCUGCGAAUUGUCAAGUGUUUGUUGUCCUCAUAUUUGUUGUAUUUCGGAUAUUUCACAUAAAAAUGCGAUGUCGACGUUUGCCACACGACUUCAAAAUGGAAAUAUAACCACAAACUAUUGAUUGAACUUUAAAAAAUGACUUAGACUUUAAACUAUUAUUAAUGAUGAUCGUUUUGCUAUUCGAUGUGAUUAAAAACGAAUUUGGAUUUAUGUUGCACCUUUGAAGUAAUGUGUACAUAUCUUGUGUCGAUGAGCUAAGCACGAGAGACUUAAGGCCACAGUUGUGCCAAAAGCCAAAUAUACAUAAAUGAAAGAAUCAAUUGAGAAAUAUGUGUGUACAAAUACACAUAAAAUUUACACAAACUUAAAGCAUAAGUAUCUAGAUAAUUAUUAUGUUUCAGAAAUUAUUUUUUUUACAAUUGUCACAUGUCAUAACAAUAAGUUAUAACCUAAGUCACUUGGGCUAUGCUUUCAAUUGUUGGUACUUAUGUUACACAUUGCAAAAUAUUAACUGUGCUAAAAAUAAAAAUACAAUACUGCAACCUAAUUCUUAUCUGUAUUGAUAUUGUUGUAUAAUAAAUUAGUAUAUGCUAAAAGUGGUAUUAAAUUGAAGAAAAAUGCCAGGCACGAGAUUAUAUGUGGGAAAUUUGCCCUCGGACACAACGAAACGCGACCUGGAAGACUUCUUCAAGACGUUCGGCAAGAUUGACGACAUCUCGCUAAAAAAGGGCUACGGCUUCGUCGAGUUCGAGGACGGCAGAGAUGCGGACGACGCCGCCUACGAGCUAGACGGUAAAAAGUUGCUGGGCAAACGCAUAACAGUGGAGAGGGCGCGCGGCGUCCCCCGGGGCGAACCGUCCACCUCGUCGGCGGCCAGCAGUAGUUCCACGUAUCGCAGUAAAAAACCGAUUAGGACUAAGUACCGGUUGUACGUAGAAAACUUGGCGUCUAGUGUCAGUUGGCGGGACCUGAAGGAACAGAUGCGGGAAGUGGCGGAAGUGACGUACGCGGACGCGCACAGAUACUAUUUGCACGAGGGCGUGGUGGAGUUCGCGACGUACAGCGAUAUGAAACGAGCGUUGGAACGUUUCAACGAAACGGUUAUCAACGGCAAAAAAAUCUACCUCACGGAGGACGAAGACACGAAGCCGAAGCGGCGACGGUCCUCCACCAGAUCGUCCAGUUACCGGUCCAGGAGUCGGUCCAGUAGCAAGUCACGUUCUCGGUCUAGGUCGAGGAGUUACAGUAAAUCGUACUCGAGGUCCAGGUCUAGGUCGAGGAGAAGCUCAAGGAGUCGGACGAGGUCGAGGAGUUACAGGUCGAAGAGCGAGAGGAGCGACUACAGUGAUAGAUCGCGGUCCAGGUCGAGGAGCAGUAGGAGGACGAGGUCCAGAUCUCAUUCGAGAAGCUCCAGGCGAUCGUACACCAAAAGCUAUUCGAAAUCUUACUCCAGGUCAAGGUCCAAGUCUAGAUGAGACUCGGACAAACCAAAAAGACUGAAUGGUCAGACGAAUGUACUUGAGAUUAUGUUUUUUAAUUGAACAGAUUGUACAUAUUGAUUUUUGUAAUGAUUGUCUUUAUCAAUAAAUGAUAUUAUUAAUA